GAGUAUAGUCGCGAGAAGGCCGCGGUAGUCUUUCUCGGCUGGCUAGGUGAGAUAAGGACGAGGCAGACAAACGGACUGACGAAGGUGCCUGAGGUAGGGAUACUCAGUCUCGCGGCCACGUGCUACACGAGCGCACGCCCCGAGCCGGCCGGCGGUCCAGCCAGCCAGCCAGCCAGCUACGACACCGUUUCCUCUUCUUCCUUGUUCUCGUAUCAUCCCGUGCGCGCUUCCUCCCAGUUCCUCCCAUCCGUUUUAUCUGUCCGUCCGUCCGUCCGUCUCCUUUUGUCAGACGGAAACCGUCGAAAAGUCGCGCGACGUAGUCCCGAGCGCGAUCGAGCAUCGCGAUCGAUCUCGAUCGGUGGUGGUUCUCCAGCAUGCUCCGGUAGGAGCAUCGCGCGCGCAGUGAUCUCGAGGAGAUAUCGGAAGGACACUCGGCUACUGUGAUCCGCGCGGAGGGCGAUAUCCUCGUACUGUGAUUCUUCCCGACGGAUGAUCCGCGUUUCUUCUCUGCCGGAGGAUAUUUUCGACACCAGUGUGUAUCGUAUAGAUGAAUAUCGGAUUUGGUGUAAUCGCGACGUUACCGUAUAACAACAGAACUAUCACGUACUGUUUGACAACACAGUGCGUGGAUGAAGAGCGUGUGUCGAAUGUGUGCUUUCUGUGCUGGAUAAGGCAAUGACGUGUGCUGUCACGGCGGACUGACAUGCGUCCGUAGGUGCGACGCGGACGGUGCGGAUAAUUAAAGGGUUUGAUACGGAAGUGUAUCGAGAGGAAGAGGAAUAAACGCAAGUGUGGAGAACAUCGCGUAGACCGGAAGUCAGGCGCCGCGCGUGAACGUUUCAGCGAUAAGCGCGGCGACACGCGAGAGGUGUAACAAAAUGUUGGCUCGCUACAUCAAGCGGAAAGAGGGUAGGUCGGGUCACAGGCUAGGACGGCUGACAUCGAGGGAUUAAAACGUGUCGAAUGGAUGUGGGCGAUCUGUCGGGACCGGCAGGAUUGGUAGGGAGCGGAUCCAUCUCGGUUGCGACGGGUGUUGGUAUUAUCGCCAACGCGACAUCCGCCACCCCAGGGUGGUGGACGCCUACGUCGACGAUCACAUCGGCAGCGGCCAACACCGACGUGAUGAAUCAGCUCUGCAGGGUUUGCGGAGAGCCGGCCGCGGGUUUUCACUUCGGGGCCUUCACGUGCGAAGGCUGCAAGUCCUUCUUCGGGCGCACCUACAACAAUCUGGGUAGCAUUUCCGAAUGCAAGAACGGCGGCGUUUGCGUGAUCAACAAGAAGAAUCGCACCGCCUGCAAGGCAUGCCGCUUGCGGAAAUGCCUGAUGGUGGGCAUGUCCAAGUCCGGCUCGCGUUACGGCCGGCGCUCCAAUUGGUUCAAGAUACACUGCCUACUGCAGGAGCAGUCCCAGCAGGCGCAAAAUCGCCUGAUCAAAGAUCCCAAGUCUGCGUACGAGAAGGCGUUUGGCUCGUUAGACGCCGCGAAUAACAACAAUAACAAUAAUACCGAGAACACCAGUAACACCAGCGCGAGUAGCAUCGUCGGCAUCGUCACCACGGCGACCACCACGGCGAACAGUUACCAUCAUCACCUGCACCAUCAUCACCAUCCGGAUCGGUUGCCCAAGAGGGAGGACGGCGCGCUCAGGCCGCCGGAUAUUCCGGUGCUAAGGUCACCCGACAUCCCGCCGAGAACCAGCCAGGAAGCGAUUCUGAGGCCGGCCGAUCUCCCGAGGGCUCCGCACGAGAUGCUCAGGCCCGAGGUUUCGAGGUUUCCCAUGUGGCGGGGCCCACCGUUGUUUCAUCCAGCGCUCACGCACAUGCAGCUGCUGAACGCGCCGUUCUUCCCGUUCCAGCAACGCUUUAUCGUACCUUACGUGAAUCAAGUGGGUCCACCGCAGAUGGCAACCAGCCUGUCGAGCUCGUCCAGCGAGAGCGUCAGCCCGCGAUCGACUCCGUCGCCGACGAAGAGAAGCGAGGAGAAUCGUGAGUGCCGCGAGAUCGACCGCGACCCCGCCGAACGAGACCGAUGUCCGAGAGCGGGCUCGAUAGAGGUCGCGUACGACAAGAGUCUGACGUUCUUGCGAUCCCUCGGGCCGGAACAGGAGGAGCCGAUGGACCUCAGCAUGAAGGACACACGGACGGACGGACAGGAUGUGGACGCUGGCAGCAUGGAGGAGGAAGAGGAGGAGAAGUCGAGCAACAGCGAGGAGAAUGAGCUUCAACAGGACACCGGACCGCCCUUGGACCUCACCCGGAAGACAUGACCUCGGAUGCCAAAUUGUGCUCGCUAAGUGCUCAGCCAAUCGAACUCGAUUCGAUCGGGAAGGAUCAUUACCGGUACCGGCUCCGAAUCCGCGUGGAUAAUGGAGCAGUGUCGCCGAGAGCAAUUUGUCGAGGAGGAAGGUGACGAUCGAAGCCCCUUCCUGCGGUGGAAGAAAAGGAAGAGAAGACGGACGGAUGGGAAAAUAACGUGAGACGGAGGAAGAAGUGGAAGAAGGAGGCAAAGAAAGGUACGGUGAAGAUGAGAAUGGAGAAGAACGCGCGAAUCACACGAGAUGCGGAGAGAGGGUGAAAGAAGGUACAGUUACAUCGUAAUAACGCGGCGAGCGAGAAGCACGGCCGGGUGUCAAAGGUGCCUCGGCGCAAGAAACGAGAAGGCGAGUCAGGGGGAAAAGAGGAGUAGCCGAAUACGAUUACGUUGGAACGACACGAGUGGGAAAAGCAGAAGGAAGGAGGAAGGGGUGGGGGAGAGAGCGCGGUCGGCCUACGCUGAAGAAGUGCCGCGCGUAGCCAGCCGGCAUAAACGGCUUUACGAUCGGCGAUCGUCCGAUCGAUGAAAAUUGCUCAAGCCGCUCGGUAUUAGCCGACACACAAGUCCCUUUUGCCCGGUCGUACCCCGACGGCAGGUGCACAUUGACGAAGCGACCGGAGAAUAUAUCGGCUCGCGAUACAUUCUCUUUCGUCGGAGAAAACGUACGACGGACGCAUCGUGCCUUACCGAAGCUGAUGGCGUCAGACUAUGCGCGACUCGCGAUUCCGCCAUUCGUAUUGGAGUUUCGUACAUAUUGUGGACGGGUAUAUUCGUCGCGUUUGCAUUCGUCAUUCAUCAUUCACGCGCUGAAUUCGCCAGCGCGGACCGGUAUAUCGACGAAGUCGAAAGGGCGUGAAACACUACAAAUCAAUUCAUUCGUAGUCGUUCGUGUAUAAAAGCUGCGCUAUGCGAACGAACGAGGCUACGAAUCGCGAAUUGUGUGGAAGGGUUCACACAUUCGGGCGAACCGACGAAUUUCCACUGCUGGAUCACGAAUCCACGCGAAUCCACGAAUCAUGAAUCGCGCAUGUCGUAAGCACCAGCUUGAAGCGGUGCCUUAAAAAAUAACGGCGGUUGAGAAAAAGAACCGCCGGUGAUAGUUUAACGUUAAACGAUAUGUAACCGUUUACCGUGCGUGGCGUGGCGACAACGCACGGCGGGAUGGCCAGUGAGUGCUUCGCGCAUACUAUUGCGCCGACGAAUCGUUCGGCAAAGUGUUCCGAGGCCCGGACGCCGUUCGAUCCGAUCCGAGCGUUCGCAUCGAUUCGCGCCAAAAAAGAAAAAAGAAAUCGACGGCGAUGCGCGAGAUGAUCGGACGACGAUGAUCCAGGCGCCGGAUAAAUUGUGAUUCUGCGAAUUCCAAGUGCUCUUAGUACGUAACUUAUGUAUAUUUUUCGACAGUCUUGUCGGGACGAACAGGGAUCAUAUCGAGCCCAAGCGCGGGGGAAAUCGUGUUCCGAAACGCUCUGAUCGUGCCGAUCGUCCGCGGUGGGAUCCGCAGUUGCGCUCAAGUACAAAAAAAAAGAAAGAAAAGAGAGAAAAGAGGAGAGAGAUACGCGGGAAGUGCGGUAGCCAACGAUCGGACGAUACGCGCGCGAGGCAUUGGGCACCGUUUGAGUGUCCGAGUCGAGAGUACGAAAAAUGAAAUAAAGAAUAUUGUAUACCUGA
Temnothorax curvispinosus is the source of this 3980-nucleotide messenger RNA. RefSeq lists its product as uncharacterized. The coding region runs from base 964 to 2265 and encodes 433 amino acids. The transcript is spliced from 4 exons. Gene Ontology annotation, molecular function: zinc ion binding; sequence-specific DNA binding; DNA-binding transcription factor activity. NCBI's taxonomy places the organism in Eukaryota, Metazoa, Arthropoda, Insecta, Hymenoptera, Formicidae. The record is from RefSeq and is a predicted model, not a curated record. Gene Ontology annotation, biological process: regulation of DNA-templated transcription.